AUGGUGAAAGUUAGUUCCCCAACCCCCAGCUUCUCUGCACUCUUCUUCUCGCGGCUCUUCUCCCCGUUCGAUCGGUUCGCAUUUGUGCGCGACAUCGGGCAGGGAACGAUGAACGCCAGGCGAGACGUUGCAGAGGUAGUCGACUCGCUCUCAGAUCCCUUGCCAAACGCGGACGCGCGACAGGCCCCUCCAGGCACCCAGACCGAAGAGAAGAGAACCGCUGCGCCAGACGCCGAAGAGCAGCGGAAGGGAAAAGUGAAGGCCGUGCAGGAAAAGGACUCACACGUCGUGAAGAGGGAGGAGGCGAACACCGAGGAGGAAGCGACGGAGGAAACAAAAGAGGGAGAAAAGCACGAGAAGAAGAAGGAAAAGAAGAGCGGCGAGAAGGAAGACAAAGCAGCAAAGAGAGAGCUGUCUGCCUCGAAGAACGAGAAGAUGGGGGCCGACGACAAGAGUGGCAAGGAGACUGAGAAGCGCGUGCUUGAGUCGGGCGCGCACCCGGCGGACGCGCUCGCGGGUCCAAAGUCGGAUUUCCGCAGCUCUCCAAAGGUGUCUGGCAGAAAGGAGAAGAAGCGAGGCGACUCCAGCGUCCAGGCUUCGCCGGCACUUGGCCCCAGAGAGAGAAAGAGAGGCGACGGAAGCGUCCUCUCCACCCCUACGCUCGGUCCCCGCGAGCGGAAGGGCGACGGCAGUCUUCUCUCCACGCCCGUGCUGGGUCCGCGGACGCCCGCGAGGAAGGAACGCAAGAAGCUGCUGCAGCCCAGACCGACACAUGGACAAAUUCGCGUGAAGAAGGCAGACGUGCCUUCGAAUGAGCACGCGCUGGAGACAUAUUGGCGCUUCUGGUUCUACGACCGCAAGCAAGGCCCAGUCGACCCCCACAGGGACUUGUCCCUCGCCGGCUUCCCCGAGUCCACGCGCGUCUACGCCUCGCGCCUGCGUGCCUUCGACUGCUUCUUCACCAUCGAGGGAUUCUACAGAUACUGGCGCUGCUUCACGCGCGCGUCGGACCUGCCUGGCGAGUGGCUGCUUCAGCUCUUCCGCAAAGGCUGCUGGCCUCUUUGGGAGUGCUUCCCGACAGGCGGCUGCUGGGAGUUGCGCGUGAAGAAGGCCGGACAAGCCGCGCGCACAGUCGAAAGCGUUUGGGAGACGCUGGUGCUCGCCUGCAUCGGUGAGGCCUUCGAAAUGCCUGAGGUCGUCGGCGUCGUCCUCCAAUCGAAGCUGAAGGAGUUCGUGGUCUCCCUCUGGACUGAAGGCGGUCACAACCCCGAGGCCCAGCGACGCGUCGGCGACAAGUUGGCGCAGCUGUGCGCAUCCAAGGGGAACGUCGCCUUCCAGUACAAGGACUUCCAGACUGUCCUCAGAAACUGCGACGGCAAGGCGUCGCCGAAUCUGCGUCCGGCGAGCGCGGUGACUUCUCCGCUGCUGUUUGCUCUCGCGUCGCCGUCGCUGUCCUUCGCGCGCCUGCCUGCGGGCUCCUCCUUCCCCGCAGCGCUUUCCACGCCUUCGCCUUCCGCGUUCUCGCUGACGGCGUCGGUGGCCUCCACCGUGCCGGCGGCCUGCGCGAGCAAGAAGGAAAAGGAGAAGGAACCCAAGCACGACCAGAAGAAGGGAGCGAAGGCCGAGAAGAAAGACGCAAAGUGCGACAAAGCGGACGCGAAGACUGAGAAGGCGGACGCGAAGGCGGAGAAGGUCGAUGCCAAGAGUGAGAAGGCCGACGGUAAGGCGGAGGACGCCGCGGAAGACAAGAAGACAGAGGAGAAGGAGAAGUAG
This is a messenger RNA of Besnoitia besnoiti, 1773 nucleotides long. RefSeq names its product putative eukaryotic initiation factor-4E. NCBI's taxonomy places the organism in Eukaryota, Apicomplexa, Conoidasida, Eucoccidiorida, Sarcocystidae. Gene Ontology annotation, molecular function: translation initiation factor activity; RNA 7-methylguanosine cap binding. The transcript has 7 exons. Bases 1 to 1773 code for a protein of 590 amino acids. The record is from RefSeq and is a predicted model, not a curated record. Gene Ontology annotation, biological process: translational initiation. Gene Ontology annotation, cellular component: eukaryotic translation initiation factor 4F complex.